Messenger RNA from Diuraphis noxia (Russian wheat aphid), 2888 nucleotides. RefSeq names its product kelch-like protein 2. Gene Ontology annotation, molecular function: protein binding. Lineage: Eukaryota; Metazoa; Arthropoda; Insecta; Hemiptera; Aphididae. The record is from RefSeq and is a predicted model, not a curated record.
CCGACGUCUACCGCCACCGAGCUCGUGUGCGCGGCCUGUUGUGACUUGUGAGCGCGUGGCCGUCGUCCGGACCGUACUACCGUUGCUAUUUUUGUGGUAGAAGUGCCAACGCCGAGUGCAGUCGUCCAGUCAGGACGAGAUUUUCGGACGCGUCUAGAUCUGCCUAGCAACACCCGUCAUACACACCACUAGUACACCACCCUCCUCACACAUUUUCGUGAAUUUUCCCGUUCACUUCCGACGUAUUUUCCAUUAGACAUGGCCACCACAUCCUCAGCCUCGUGGACGACGUCUUCGACUAGUCAAAAACACGAAGAAACCACCAUUGAAGAACCUCUGACUUGUGAAUCACCGGAACCGAUGUCCUGUUACUUGCACCACGAUCCUGACCAUUCUAUUUCGUCGUUUUCCGUUAUCAACAAGAUGCGCGUCAACAUCCAACUCUGUGAUGUUUCACUUCGAGUCGGCAACAGCGUAACAAAAGCUCACCGAUUGGUGUUAGCCUCCUGCAGUCCUUAUUUUUACGCAAUGUUCAAUGACGACAUGGCUGAAAAGUUGCAAUCUGAAGUCGAGUUACAUGACGUGGACUUGGGUGCCCUACAACUUCUUAUCGAAUAUACAUACACUGGCCAAGUACACAUAACAGACGAAAAUGUYCAGGUACUGUUGCCCGCGUCGUCAUUGCUCCAGAUAAACUCUGUUCGAGACGCRUGCUGCACGUUCCUGAUGAAACAAUUACACCCGACUAACUGUUUGGGGAUCAGGCAGUUUGMCGAAACGCACUCCUGCAAUGAGUUGAGGACCCGGUCACAUCGMUAUGCAUUACAAAAUUUCGAAGAAGUGGUGAAAACUGAAGAAUUUCUUUUUCUAUCGUUUUCUGAGGUUGAAGAUUUAGUAUCCAACGAUAAAUUGAACGUUGUUUCCGAAGAGCAGGUUUUCGUGGCUGUCAUGGAUUGGAUCAAACACAAUCCUUCUGAACGAUCACAGUACAUAGCUCAGCUUUUGGGCCACGUGCGACUAGCCCAAAUGUCAAAGAUGUUCCUAUUGAACGUAGUCGAGACGGAACCGCUAGUGCGCAGUGAGCCUAGUUGCAAGGACCUAUUGUUAGGUGCCAUGAAGUAUCAUCUGUUGCCAGACCAGAGGUCCGAUUUUGCUAGUAAACAGACUGAACAACGGAGUCCGGAUGGCCUGAUGCCAUACAUAUUUGCCAUUGGAGGUGGUAGCUUGUUCACUAUACACAGCGCCGGUGAGUGUUACAACCCUAGACACGACCGUUGGCUGCCCAUCGCGCCUAUGUCCAAAUGCCGAAGUCGUGCGGGUAUCGUGUCACUGGGAAAAUUGAUCUACGCUAUCGGAGGGUACGAUGGCAUAGUGGAUCUAUCCUCGGCCGAGUGUUACGACCCGAAUUGUAACAGGUGGUCGGCGGUCACGUCACUAGGCACGAAGAGAAGCUGCCUGGGCAUUAGCGCCAACCAUGGGCUGCUGUAUGUGUGCGGUGGUUUUGAUGGCGCGUCCUGCCUGAGCAGCGUGGAACGAUACGACCCACUGACCGGCGUUUGGUCGUCAUGUCCUAGUAUGACCACCCGUCGGCGGUAUUGCCGCGUAUCUGUCGUCGGUAAGACAAAUAUAUUUAGGAUUGCGGUUGACAUUUGUUGCAGGGCUACCCACGACAUGGUUGAACUGGACGGCGGGCUGCUUGUGCUCGGCGGCAACGACAGCAACUCGAGCCUUCACUCGACGGAGCGAUACGAUCCCCGGAUCAAUCGAUGGACAAUGUCUACGCCGAUGCCGACGCGCCGAAGCUCGGUGGGCGCCGCUCUACUGUACUGCUUCAACAUGGACGGCAAGCUGACGACGGCUGCCAACGCCACAAAUGCCGUCGCCGUCAUGAGUGGAGGCGCUGCGAUGGGGGCCGCCAGUUCUGGAACGGCGUCCGUCACAAAUUCACCGUACAAGUCCACUGCCACGUCCGUAUGAUUGCCGUGGUCGACCACCAGUAGCUGGCGGUCGAACAAUGACGAUUCCGAACGUUCUCACUCGUUGCCAAACUAGCGAGUGCGCACGGUGUUCAAAACCUCGCUAAUAAAAUUAGAUCAGAUCUGCCCACUGYGAUUGUCUGUCUGAACAGGGCCACAAAAUUAAUCGAAAGAAGCAAAUCGCAACAGCGCAGUUAUUAUUAUUAUAGUUGAGCGCAUCUGUGUAUAUAAUAUUAUUAAAAUUAAGUAUAUUAUUAUCGUGAAUGACACCUUAAUAUUUCGCAUUUAGCGAGUUCCACUCAUUCUCUCUCUGCUUGCUGCCAAUGUUGUCUACGAUUACGUAUUUAUUCUAUAGAUAUUAAUCGGUAUCGCAGCAUCUUGCGUUAUAUACCUAUUUAUUUUAUAAACAUGAUGACUCGACAUGGAAUUGUGCGGCUUAUCGUUCGUUCGCUUUUGAACAAUAAUAAACAUAAAUACUUGAAUUCAAAACCAUAUUUUUUGACGGACAGUCAAUUUAUCAUUUUAUUUGGGGGACCAAGAACAUGAGCUCUAGUCCAAUGUAAAUUACGUAUGCGAUUUUUAAAUGUUGUACCUAAAUAUACCUACUUAUUGUUGAUUUUUAUUGGUUCCUAAUUAAUUUACCAUAUUUUUUAUUACUAUUAUUUAAGCACAUUUUUAUAGUACCUAUACAUAUACCAGCAGAUUUAACGUGUGUUCUUUUAUAUACUUAGCUCAUCGAUUUGUUUUUUUUUUAGCAUUUUUGUUAAAUACGUUUGUACCUAUUAUUUUAAACUAUUUACUGUGAUGGAUAAUAAUAAUWAUUAAUUUGUAUAUUUUUCGCCUGUAAUAUCAUUUCAAAUUUGAGCUAUAUAUAUUUUGUUUUUAAUAAUAGAAUAAAUCUUGUGAUAAUAG